AGAGAGAGAGAGAUGCUCUCGGUUGUUGAGUCCAGUGUGGCUAUCCUACACUGCUGCUGUCGGUAACGGAGCGGCCACGCACACACCUACACACGCUCCUCUCGCUCUCUAUCACUGCCACACACGCACACACUGGAGCGCAGGACCGGCUGCCAAGAAGGGAGGAGAGAGGCAGAGGGAGACAGAGACAGGCGACACAUGUCAGAUCGGAUCGAGCAGGGGAAUGUACCGGAUUCCGCUGCACACACACCCGUGUUGUCCCGCACUGAGGGCUGCGCUGCGUUAACGGGACGCGACAUUGGACUGAGCCAGGGGUGGGAGGAGGACCGGACAGGGACAGUGUAAAAGGAGUCACCUGGCUGCGGACGGAGAAGGAGAAGGAACGCAGGGAGGGAGGAGGGAGGGAGGGUUUGAGGGAGGUGUGCCCGUCUGACAGCGCUGUUUGGGGUUAACACCGCUUGCGCGCAACGGAGAGUCACCGCAAAGUUUCCUCAAUGGCGCUGGUGAUGGAACCGGUGAGCAAAUGGAGCACGAGCCAGGUGGUGGACUGGAUGAAAGGUUUGGAUGACUGCUUGCAGCAGUAUGUGUGUGUGUUUGAGCGCGGAGGUAUGUGCGGGGAGAGGCUGCUGCGGAUCAGCCACGCCGAGCUCGAGGAACUGGGAGUUUCUCGCAUCGGGCACCAGGAGCUCAUUCUGGAGGCUGUCGACUUGCUCUGUGCUCUGAAUUCAGGUCUGGAGACAGAGAGUGUCAGGACUCUGGCUCACAAACUUGGAGCCUCAGCCAAGAACCUCCAGAACUUUAUUUCUAGUCGCCGUCGAAGCAGCCAAUCAGAGAGCAGAACCUCGCGGCGGCUGCCUAAUGAUCUGCUGACCUCUGUGGUUGACCUCAUCACUGCGGCCAAGAGCCUACUCGCCUGGUUGGACAGGUCUCCCCUUGCUGCAGUGGCAGACUACUCUGUAACCCGAAAUAAUGUCAUUCAGCUCUGCCUGGAGCUCACCACUAUUGUACAGCAGGACUGUACGGUGUUUGAGACGGAGAACAAAAUCCUUCAUGUGUGUAAGACUCUGUCAGAGGUGUGUGAGCACAUUGUGUGUGUGUCUUCAGACCCGCUGAUUUCUCAGUCAGCCCACCUCGAGCUGGUUCACCUCACCAACAUCAAACCAUCUGAAGGCCUGGGAAUGUACAUCAAGUCAACCUACGAUGGCCUCCAUGUGAUCACAGGAACUACUGAAGGGUCUCCAGCAGACCGCUGUAAGAAGAUCCAUGCAGGAGAUGAAGUCAUUCAAGUCAAUCACCAGACUGUGGUGGGCUGGCAGUUACGUAACCUGGUUGGUUCACUGAGGGCUGAUAAAGGCGUCGUGUCCCUGACCCUGAAGAAGCGUCCACAGAGCACGCUCAGCUCUGCCCCUGCGCUGCUGAAGAACAUGCGCUGGAAACCUCUGGCUUUGCAGCCAACCAGAAGCCCAGGCAGCAGUUCAGCCACACCCUCAGGCACACCCACUAAGAGCUCCGCCCUCCAGGACCUUUACAUUCCCCCUCCACCUGCUGAGCCAUACACACCCAGAGAUGAGACCGGAGCCUUGUCUGGAGAUGAGGCAUCUCGUAACCAUGGUGGCGCCAGCGUUUCUAAACGCUCUGAGUCACCAAACUCCUUCCUGGAUCAAGAGUCUCGCCGGCGAGAAGAGGAGGAGCCUGUGUACUGCACCACGCCGACAUAUGGCAGGCUGAGGCCCAUCUCCAUGCCUGUGGAUUGUAACUGGGUGGGCGACUAUGAGGACCCAUCCAAGCUUAACAGAGAAAGUCGCAGAGAAGCAUCAUUGAUGCGUUAUGUGGGACUGCCUGGUGGCGAUGAGAGGAAAAGUUCGGACGACUACUCCUCCCACACAGCUCGUCCAGGUAAACGGUCCAGUGACACAGCCAAACGUGCCAAGAGGCGAAGCCACCACAGCCAAAGCCCCUCUCAUUAUGUCCUCCAGACAAACCAGAGGGAGUCUCCACCCAAAGAGCCCGCCUCCACUUAUCAUACAUACCAGCAUUCCUCCCCUCUGCAGUCAAAGAACAGGAAGAAGAAUAAAGGACGAGCCUUGGCCUCCUUGAGUAGGAGGCGUGUUUCCUGCAAGGCGCUGGGCAGAGGAGACUGCGAGGGCUGGUUGUGGAGAAAGAGAGAUGCAAAGAGUUAUUUUUCUCAGAAGUGGAAGAAGUACUGGUUUGUUCUGAAGGACAACUGUCUGUACUGGUACAUCAACGAGGAGGAUGAGAAGGCUGAAGGUUUUGUCAGUCUCCCUGAAUUUAAGAUCGACCGGGCCAGUGAAUGUCGCAAGAAGUAUGCUUUCAAAGCCUGUCACCCCAAAGUCAAGAGUUUCUACUUCGCAGCAGACGGAGUGGACGACAUGAACAGAUGGCUGAGUCGUCUCAAUAUGGCCGCUGUGGGCUAUGCUGAGCGAGAGAGGAUCCGCCAGGAGCAGGAUUAUUGGAGUGAGAGUGAACAUGAGGAUGACGCCACCGCCAGCCCCAAACAGGACAGUCCCCCACCUCCAUAUGAUACCUACCCACGGCCUCCAUCAAUGAGUGCCUACUUGGAGGGCCGAACCACUCGGCUGUCUUCCACGGAGACGUCUCGUUCUCGCUCUUCCCAGGAGGACUUCCUGUGUGGUGAUCCCCCAGCAGUGGCCGCAGAGCCACAGUACCAACCUGGUCCUCUAUUGGGAGGCACCACACACAGCGGGAGAAAGCCGGGGGGCAGCAGCAGCAGCGAUGUGCAGUACAGAUGUGACGCAGUUGAGUAUCGCUCCAGUCCUGCAGGUGGCAGCAGUGAAACAGGCUCCCCAGGUCGCUCAUCCUCAUCUCAGAGACGUUCUUGGCAGGACCUGAUUGAGACACCAUUGACUGAGGCUGGCCUGCACUACCUACAAACUGGACCACUAGAGGACGCCGUUUUCGCAGAGCCUGGUCUGGGAGGUGGGGCUAUGAUGGCUGGAGCCGUUUACACUCUUCCUGCACAGAGGAAUGUCCCGUUGCCCAUGGCGAUGCAGAGGCUGAUUCCUAUGGCAACCCAGGGAGGGAAACCCCGCAGCUUCACACUGCCACGAGACAGCAACCUACACACACUACUCGCGCCCCCUGCGAGAGAAGAACAUCAAGCACAUGGUGGUGGGAGUGAAGGAUGUCCCGCCCCUGGACGCAGAGCUCCCAUCGGGAUGUUCAAAUUAGCCUGGUGGACAGUGAGAGAAGCAAAUGAGAUCCUUCCAACACUUAAACAGAUAAAGUUUCCUGUCUCUCUGUUUCUGAAUGUGUGUGUGUUUGUGUUUACUCCUGCUUUCCUCAAAACCUCUUAUUUUGGUUAUGACCACUUUUUCCUGGUUAUUUAUUAUGUCCCACGGAGAGACUUGUGUCUUUAUGAAAAUUGGGACCCAAACACUGGCUCACACACACAAAGCUCAGCCUGCUAACUUUUGUUUUAUUUCUGCCUGCCCUGACGUCCUAUCACUUGGAUGUGGUGUGUUUUGUACUGUACUGUAAUGUAUUGUAUAUAUACUGUAUGCGCACAUUGUAUAGUUGUACAGAGAGGCAGUAUGCAGUGCCCCUGAAGAUACUGGAUGUUGUUCUAUGGGAGAGUUUUAUUUUUUCCAGAGAUUAAGGUGCACUAUAAAAGCUGGAAGAAAAGCUCUGGGAGAAAUUUCCUCAUUCACAGCAUGUUUGCUAAUAUUUGUAGCACUGUAUUGUUGCUUUGGCUGGGAUUAAUUACUUGUCUUUGUGCUUAACAUGCUGUUAGUAUGGAAAGAUUACUGAACCCGGCCAGCCAGGCAAUGUGGGGUUUGGGGUCCCUGGGCCAGAGCUUCUGUUUGAAGCCAUUAUUAACAUUAUAUUUUGUUGAUCAAAUAACUACAGAGAGGCACACAAUGCCCUCAAAGAGACAUAAAAUGACCACAUAGAGACAGAAACUGCCACAAAAAAUGCAAAAUGGCUAGCAAAAAACAAAACAAAUAGAAAGGCAUACAAAACAAACAGAAAGAGAUACAAAACCAAACAAAAUGCCAAACAGCCACAGGGACGCAAGAGACACAACAUGUCCAGAAGUCUUUGUUUGCUUCAGUCACUUUACCUGCCUGAUCGUUUGACAGCUUGUGUUUCUUGUCAUGUUGCAACUACCUUUAGCAGUGUUUUCACAUUCUGAGAGCAAACCAAGUUGAAAGCCAGAGGUUUGAAAUAAGGCUCUAGUUGUAAUAAACUUUAGUCAUCAAUUACUUUAUGUUUAUUUCCUCAAGCACUUAAUAUAGCUAAGAUACUUGUGUAAUUCAUUAGGGCAGGCAUCAAAUGUACACACUUUUAGUCAGUGUAGCACUAGUGUGAUUAUUUUUUUAUUACAGUUUAUUUAUUGUGUUGGAAAGUUUAAAUAUCAUAAAUAAAAUGAAACGAAAUGAAAUAAAAGUUAAUGCAGACUUGGUUUGCAUGGAUUACACAGUUUAGUUUGCAAGAGCCUGACUAACAGAUACCAGGGAUGGAACAGUAGAAAAUACAGCACAUGUUCAUUAUUUAUAAAACACGGCUAUUUUCUAAAGUAUGUGUAAUUUAUGGUGCUCCAAACAACCUACACUCCAAAUAUCCUUCUCCCUAAUAAUGAACAAAGCCCAGUAGACUUUGCUUUGGGGUAUACGUACAUGCAGCCAGAGCAGCAUCACUGAGGAACAGGUGUUAGGUAAGUAAAAAGUAGAUCCAGACUGGAAACAUUUGGACACAAAAUGCUUCUAUUGUGCUGCACAUGCUGUUUGAAUCUGUUUAAUGGCUUGUUUUUCUUAAGCGGUAAAAAGAUCACAUGACUUUAAAUGGGGCUGAGAUGGAGCUACAACGUUUAAUCAAUACUGUGAAUGUUAUUGGAUGUGAACUAAUUGUUUAAGCUCGCUUCCUGGCUUAACUGGUUGGAAGUAUUAUGUGAACGUGAGGUGAGCAUUUAGAUUAGAAGGAAAACCUUGGAAAUAUGGUGGCAACGGGGUGUUUGGGAACAAAUGACUUUAAGUGACACUUUCAAGCAAAGACUAUAGUGACAUGAGAAGACGUAAACCUAGUGGCAAGAAAAUCUGGUUCCUGCUACAGGUGACAGAUUUUCAGCUCAAAUAACAGACUUCUUCUUGUCUCAUGGGUGAGUUGUGAAAUACCAACCACUGGCCAAAUAACAUUUAACAAACAACAAAACAUGUUACUGAUGGAUAAGAUUAUGGCAGCAAUGCUGCACUGUUCGAUGGCUGUUUUCAUUAUAGUUGUUUGGUAUCAGAGCCAUCAGCUUCUGUGGCCAGCAAAAGAAAGAAAGAAGUAUCGGCUUUUCUGUACCAGCCAUUUAUUAAGGGACCAUGUCUGUGCUAGGUUUAGCAUUAUAAUGACAAAUUAGGCAGCAUUUACUUUAUUUUCUACUAUUUACAACUGCUUUACAUAAGUUUUUAAAUUGAUUUCCUACCCCACUAUUUGCAAAUUGCAAAGACAUUUUUGGCUGGUUUUUGCUCACAGUGAAACUGUUAUGUAAACUCUUUAUUGAAGAAGGCUCCUAGAGAUCACCAGAUCUUAUUUCAGUCAUGCGCUAUGUUAGUUUUUUGUGGAUUUAAAAUGUUUAUGUUCACUAUCCAACUCAGAAACUUUACAGUUUUAGCACAGUCCUUGUUGCAGCUGCAUUACCAUGCAACAGCAAUAACCGAUUUUCAAACUGUAGUGAUUAAGUGGAAAUUGUGUGUCUGGAAAAUUUUAUCUAACAAUGAUGUGGUGGGUGUGCUUCAAUUAGUUUAACUAUAAAAUAGAUAACAUAUGUGUUAUUAAUGACAUACAACAUACAAAAUUACUGGCAUGGAAGUUUAUAGUUUUUUUUAAUCAUGUAAAUCUGUACUGCUGUUCAUAUUUGUAAUUAACUGAAAGUGAUGAUGGAGUAUUGACCUAAGAACCUCAUGUUUGUACUGUGCUGGUAUUAAACCCCUUUUGUCCUGAUGCCUAUCCCAUGGUUAGACAUGAAAAUAAGCACAACGAGAAGAGAGAUGAUGGAAGAAACCCUCUCUGACAUGGAGCCAUUACAACAGAAACACUGACAGCGCUGCUUCCCCUCGCCUUGCUACAACUCUGCACUAUAAAGCCUUGAUACUGUACGCACAGUCUGAACUCUGUAUUUGCCUUU
This is a messenger RNA of Monopterus albus (swamp eel), 6151 nucleotides long. It is a transcript of the gene cnksr2a, whose product is annotated as connector enhancer of kinase suppressor of Ras 2a. Lineage: Eukaryota; Metazoa; Chordata; Actinopteri; Synbranchiformes; Synbranchidae. Gene Ontology annotation, cellular component: cytoplasm; membrane. Gene Ontology annotation, molecular function: protein binding. Bases 495 to 3449 code for a protein of 984 amino acids. The record is from RefSeq and is a predicted model, not a curated record. Gene Ontology annotation, biological process: regulation of signal transduction. The transcript is spliced from 24 exons.